Rhizophagus irregularis DAOM 181602=DAOM 197198 is the source of this 1552-nucleotide messenger RNA. RefSeq lists its product as uncharacterized. Lineage: Eukaryota; Fungi; Glomeromycota; Glomeromycetes; Glomerales; Glomeraceae. The record is from RefSeq and is a predicted model, not a curated record.
UCAAAAAUAUUUUCAGGAGAUUUGCCUGAAUUAACAUAUAAAAUUAUAAAUUUUUUACAGAAUGAUUAUUCAACCUUAUAUUCCUGCAUUUUGGUUAACAGAUUAUGGUGUCGUUUAGCGAUUCCAUUAUUAUGGGAAAAUCCUUUUUCAAUUUAUGCCAAAAAACCAUAAUUAUAUCGAAAUUUACUUACUUUAUAUAAAUGAUGAUCUUAAAACAACAUUUUAUAAAUAUAAAGUUAUUAAUAAUUCAUUACCUUCGAGUACACUUUUCAAUUAUCCUAGUUUUUUAAAAUAUUUGAACACAUAUGAGUUUAUAUUUUCUAUCCAGAGAUGGUUUGGAUCUCCUAUUAAAAAGGUAGACUUCGAAAAUAUAUCAUACUUAAUUGAUUAUUACAUAAUAAUUGAUAUAUGUGUAUCACUAUUUACAAUAUUUAUCGAAAAUGAAGUAACUUUACAUACUCUUGAAAUUGAGAGUGCAAGUAUCAUUUAUGAGGCUAUUUAUCCUAGUAACAUUCUUGAGUUAAUUUUACAAAAUACAAAUUUCAUUCACAAUAUUAAAAAUUUAAAACUUCAAAUUAUAGAUAAUAAUAAAUAUAUUACUCAAAUUAUAGAUAGUAUAUCACAAAUAAUUAAUUUGCAACAAAAUCUUAAAAAAAUUUUAAUAAAUCGGCCCGGUUUUCUUUUAUGUCAAUCAUUAUUUUUAUCAAAGGAUUAUAAUUGUUCAAAUACUUUAAAUACAAUCGUUUUCUAUUAUUGCGAUUUUAAAGGUAUUAAUAAUCUAAAAACAGUAUUUGAACAAUUAAAUGUUUUAGAAUCUGUUCAUAUCUUUUAUUGUAAUUCUUUAAAUACUGAAUUUACUCAACAAAUUAUUAAUUUAACAAAACCGUUUAAGUUGAAAUCUUUAUUUAUAAGUAAGGUACUAAUAGAGAUUAAAUCAUUACAACAAUUAUUACAAAAAUCUGGUGGUUAUAUAGAAAAUUUCGGGUAUCGUCUCGAUUUAUCAUUAAAUCAACAAUUAUUAGAAUUAAUUGCAAAAUAUUGUAAAAAUAUCAAUUUUCUUAAUUUUAAUGGACAAGAAAGUGAGAUUGUUUAUCAAAUGUUCAAUUUGAUUGAAAAUAUCAAACAAAAUCUUAAUUAUCUUUUAAUUGAUAUAAAUAAAUAUAAUAGUAAUUCUCCAAAUGGUAAUUUUGAAGGUAGUUCAAUCAUAUUACAAAAUCUAGGACAAGCUCUCCCUUCUAAAUUAGAAUACAUAAGUUUGGCUCUUAUUAUUAAAGAAAGUGAUUUUAGAUUAUUCUUAGAAAAUUCUCAAGAUACUUUUGUCAAUGAAUUGUUAGUAAUACAAAAAGGUAGUGAAGAUAUUUUACAUUAUAUAAAGGAAUAUAUUAUGAAGGAAAGAAGAGUUAAGUAUUUAGCAGUUGAAAAUACUAAAAAUAGAAUAAAUUUAUUUGAUUUGAAAGAUGAAGUGAAGGAAUUUAAGUUACAUAAUAUUAUAGUUCGACAUCGUAAUGAUUUAAAUAUUUCCGUUAAUGACUAUAUAAAGAAUAUCGAUUAA